Pisolithus orientalis is the source of this 495-nucleotide messenger RNA. Its product is annotated as thioredoxin-like protein. Gene Ontology annotation, molecular function: oxidoreductase activity. The record is from RefSeq and is a predicted model, not a curated record. The transcript has 3 exons. Gene Ontology annotation, cellular component: mitochondrion. NCBI's taxonomy places the organism in Eukaryota, Fungi, Basidiomycota, Agaricomycetes, Boletales, Pisolithaceae. Bases 1 to 495 code for a protein of 164 amino acids.
AUGUUCUCGUCAUUCUUAAAAACACUGCCUCAAAUAUCCAUUUUCCACAACCCAUCGUCUCCUGCAUCAGUCAGGGCACUCGCCCUACUGCGAUCAGCCCUAUCUGCACCAUAUCCACCAGAAAAACAAGACGCACCGCCCCUGCAGUUCAACCUGGAGGUCGUCGAACGCACUCCACCUACUCCGGAUCAGAUUAAGACCAUCAUGUCGUACCUCGAGCCCAAAGGAUCUGAGAACGGCCCGUAUUCCGCUUUCUUGUCGGCACAUCCGAGCGCUCCUGGGCUUUCAGAACAGCCACAGACGGCGGCUGCGAUGUCGAAUCUGGUAUCGCGGCACCCUGAAGCACUCAAGUGGCCCCUUGUCGUAGACUGGCACGGAGGAAAAGCGAGCGUCGGUGAUGUGGAUGGUGUGAAAAAUAUUUUGGAAGCCUUGAGAAAGCGACGGGAUGGAGAAGUCAAAGACGAUGUCAACCCGCCCAGCGGGUGGUUUUCCUAG